AUGGCGGACGCGGACGCGAUCGAGUGCGCGAUAUGCCUCACGACACCCGCCCCCGAGGACGUCGCCCUCGCCCCGGCGUGUCUCCACGUCUUUUGCGCGUCCUGUCUCGUGCGCUGGGCGAGUUUCACCGCCCCGGGGGCGUCGACGAAGUGCCCGUGCUGCGCGCGCGCGUUGCGCACGGUGUUGCUCCGUCGAGGCUUGGACGGGACGGUCGAUGCCGGAGGGUACCUGCGGGAGGAGUCGCUGUGUUUGCUCGCGCGGGCGCGGUGGACGGAGGACGGGACGUGGAGCGGCGACGAGCGGGACGGGCGCGGCGAGAGCGACGACGAUGCGUACGAAGACGCGGCGGAGGCGAUAUUGGAUCGAAGCGCGCGACGGCGGGUUGUUUUGGGGAAUCGACGGUUCGGUCGGGGGGGGUUCGUGGCGAACGGGGGUGGACGGACGUACGCGACGCCGGCGGCGAGGGGGAAGACGUCGCGAGGAAAAACGCGCGUCGACGUCGAGAAGAAGGAGAGGGAUGGGACGAGUCGAGGGGGGUCGGGGAGCUCGUCGCCAUCGAUGGAAUCACCGGGAUCGAAGGUUGAGGACGAAGAAUCGACGCCGCGUCGACGGGGGAAGAAGAGCGCGAAACGCGCCGAGUCGAUGGCGAAAAAGGCGGAAAAGGAGAAGGAACGCGCCGCGUCGAGGCUUCGUAAACGCGAAGAAGAAGCGAUGGCGGCGGCGGCGAGGCGCGCGGCGGUCGCCGCGGCGAAAGAGCUCGAGAGUUUGGCGCUCGGAGGGACGGCUUGA
Messenger RNA from Ostreococcus tauri, 789 nucleotides. RefSeq names its product Zinc finger, RING/FYVE/PHD-type. Bases 1 to 789 code for a protein of 262 amino acids. The transcript has a single exon. Lineage: Eukaryota; Viridiplantae; Chlorophyta; Mamiellophyceae; Mamiellales; Bathycoccaceae. Gene Ontology annotation, molecular function: metal ion binding. The record is from RefSeq and is a predicted model, not a curated record.